Molecule: messenger RNA, 2151 nt
Organism: Striga asiatica
Lineage: Eukaryota; Viridiplantae; Streptophyta; Magnoliopsida; Lamiales; Orobanchaceae
Source: the annotation of a GenBank genome assembly
AUUAAUUCAGCAGAAAUCAAAUCAAGCACAAUUACACAAACUGCAGCACCCCCACAACUCAGCCCAUCAUCAAGAACACGGAACAUUUCUUUAAUUGCUUUAUUUAUUUGUUUUUUUCCCCUUUUCAGCUUAACCCCAUCGCGCACCUUUGCUUUUCUCUCUCUAUUUGCCUGUUUCAGAUUCAAUAACGAAAAAUUCAAUUUUUUUCUUUUAUUUUCUGCUAUAUUUUUGUAAUCAAAAUUGAAGCAGGCCGCAUGCUUUAAUUUUCCAUUAAUGGCCCAUAGUUUUCGGCUUUUUUUUACACCCAUGUAUUGCAUCUACCUGCUGAAUUUGAACUUUAGGUUUAUGGGUAUUGAUUUUCUUGAUGUUUUCCUGCACGCGGUUUUAUGAUUGAUAUUUUAACUGGUUCUUCCAGAUCGCGGUCAGAUCUUAAGACAUCCUGAUCUGGUUGAAUAGUUGGGGAUUCUCGUAAAAGUAAGGCAUUCGAUGCAGAGUUGAGGUGAUAAUGAAUUAAGCUGACAAUACCAAGUACUGCAAUUAUUCGCCUUCAUGUUUGGUGGUAGAGAAUACAGCAACCAAAACUCAUUCAGCCACCAAUUUUCUUAACCAUUUAGUGCGCGCCUCUGCUUUCGAAAAAUACCAAAAACUCAAACAUCAUCAGCAACAUUUAGAUUCACUUGAAAGAAAGACUUUCACCUCGUAAACUCCCCAGUGAUGAUAAAGAACAUCCUCAACAAGCUCCCUCGUAAGCAAACCAAGCUAUCAGACAACCGUGAAAAUGGCGGGCCCUCUAGUUACCUUCCGCAUGCAAGGGAAAACGGGAACGCGGGCCCAAAACCCGGCCCGUACGACUCUCUCCCCACCUUCCGCGACGUCCCGAAUUCCGAGAAGCAGACCCUAUUCCUCAAAAAGCUAAACGUAUGUUGCGUCGUGUUUGACUUCGCGGACCCCACAGCAAACCUCAAGGAAAAGGACAUCAAACGGCAGACUCUAGUCGAGCUCGUGGACUACGUGGCCUCGGCCAACGCGAAAUUCACGGAGACCGCAAUUCAAGAGAUCGUGUGCAUGGUGUCCGCAAACCUUUUCCGCACGUCCCAUGCCUUGGCGCGCGAGAGCAGAGCCCUCGAGGCCUUCGAUUUAGAGGAAGAGGAGCCGCUGAUGGACCCCGCGUGGGCCCACCUGCAGGUCGUUUACGAGCUUCUCCUCCGGUUCGUGGCCUCCCCAGAAACGGACGCCAAGCUGGCAAAACGUUACGUGGACCACUCGUUUGUCCUCCGGCUGCUCGAUCUCUUCGACUCGGAGGACCCCAGGGAGAGGGACUACCUCAAGACCGUGCUUCACCGAAUAUACGGUAAGUUCAUGGUCCAUCGACCUUACAUCAGGAAAGCCAUCAACAAUAUUUUCUACCGAUUUAUAUUCGAGACGGAAAAGCACAAUGGGAUAGCCGAGCUGUUGGAGAUUCUAGGGAGUAUAAUUAAUGGAUUUGCAUUGCCCCUGAAGGAGGAACACAAGCUUUUUCUCGUGCGGGCGCUUAUUCCGCUUCACAAGCCGAAAAGCAUACCGGCGUACCACCAGCAGCUCUCGUACUGCGUGACGCAGUUUGUGGAGAAGGACUGCAAGCUGGCGGAUACAGUUGUAAGGGGGCUGCUUAAGUAUUGGCCGGUGACUAAUAGUUCGAAGGAGGUGAUGUUUUUGGGGGAGCUGGAGGAGGUGUUGGAGGCGACCCAGCUGCCUGAGUUCCAGCGAUGUAUGGUGCCUUUGUUCAGGAGGAUCAGUCGAUGCCUUUGCAGCUCGCAUUUUCAGGUGGCAGAAAGAGCCCUUUUCUUAUGGAACAAUGACCACAUAGAGAACCUCAUCAAACAAAACCGUAAGGUCAUACUCCCAAUAAUCUUCCCCUCACUAGAGAAAAACGCGCGGGCCCACUGGAAUCAGGCAGUCCAGAGUCUGACCCUUAAUGUUCGCAAGAUAUUCUCUGAUGUGGACCCUGACCUAUUACAAGAGUGCCUACUAAAGUUUCAAGAAGAUGAAGCCCAAGAACAGGAAAUCAAGGCCAAACGAGAGUCCACCUGGAAACACCUUGAGGAAAUAGCCACGGCCAAAGCCGCAAGCAAUGAGCCAGUUUUUGUGCCCCUAAGGAUCAGUGCUAAAUAA